Messenger RNA from Triticum dicoccoides, 1545 nucleotides. Its product is annotated as probable BOI-related E3 ubiquitin-protein ligase 3. Lineage: Eukaryota; Viridiplantae; Streptophyta; Magnoliopsida; Poales; Poaceae. The record is from RefSeq and is a predicted model, not a curated record. Bases 136 to 1107 code for a protein of 323 amino acids. The transcript has 2 exons. Gene Ontology annotation, molecular function: ubiquitin-protein transferase activity.
AAACGCGGACGCGUAUAAAACCUCCCUCCCUCACUCCGCAUAGGCCUCCACGCCCACGACCGUCUCCUCAUCCGUUUCCCUCUCCUCUCUCUUCCUUCGCCAAACCCGAAAGCUAGCACGCCGUAGUACUUGGCCAUGGCCGUGCAGGCGCAACACCUCUCCCACGCCUUCCCCCACGACCUCCACGCCUACAACAGCGUCGGUGCUCUGGAGGACGAGAUGACGGGCGGCUCCCUCUUCUUUCCCGAGAACCUCAAGCGCGGGCCGGAACUGGAGGGUGCUGGGAACACGGUGUUCGGCGACAUUCCGCGCGUCGAUCCCACUUGGCACGACAACACCACCCGCAGCCACGGUUUUGCGCAGAGGAAGCGGGCGCGCGUCGUCCCGGAGGCGCCUUCGUACUUGGAGAAUCAGCGCGGGCAGGGGCUUGUGCCCGUCGGUGAUGUGCUGACCAGGGCGGUGGGCUCCGGCACGGCGUCCACCAGUGGGAGAAUGAUCAAUGCCGCCGGCCCGCCGCAGGACCUGCUCUCGCAGCUGUACCGUCAGGGCAUGGAGAUCGAUGCAGUCCUACGACUCGAGACCGACCGCAUGCGCGCCGGGCUGGAGGAGGCGCGGCAGCAGCACGUCAGGGCGCUGGUAUCGGCGGCGGAGCGUGCUGCGGCGAGGCGGCUGCGUGCCGCGGAGGCCGCGCUGGAGCUGGCGCGCUGCCGCAACGCCAAGCUGUCAGAGAGGCUCACCCAGAUUUGCGCCGAGGGCCAGGCGUGGAUACGCGUCGCCAAGAGCCACGAGGCAGUCGCUGCGGGCCUCCAAGCUACACUCGACCAGCUCCUGCAGUCCCCUUGCGCUGCCGUCGCCGCCACCGGAGCGGAUGGAGACGGCGACGCCGAGGACGCGCGGUCCUGCUGUUUCGAGACCCCCGCCGGCGACGACGCUGCGGCAUCCAAGGCGUCGGCGGCGGCGUGCAGGGCUUGCGGCGAGGGCGAGUCGUGCGUGUUGCUGCUGCCGUGCAGGCACCUGUGCCUCUGCAGCGCGUGCGACGCCGCCGUGGACACCUGCCCGCUGUGCGCGACCACCAAGAACGCGUCGCUCCAUGUCCUGCUCUCGUGAUUCAAGGAACCAGUGGCCUCCUCCGAAACGGUUUGCGAUAGGAAACUCAGCAGGCUUGAUCAACUUGCACAUGUUAUCAAGCUACAGUGGGUUCAGUUUGCCGAAGAAGUCGCGGUGCUUCAAGAAUUUGGCGGCAGGUCAUGUGGAAUCUCAGCUCUCUAAAGAGACCCGCGUCUAAAUGUACAAGUGGUUCCUGUAGUUUUGUAGAGCAUAUUACUUUCAGGAGCCGCCUGAAUUAGCCAGAAAAACAAACUGUUGUGGGUUUGUUAUUUCGGACAAGGAUGGCAGGAACUGAAUGCAAUUUCAAAUAGAGCGCCUAGUUUGAUUUUAGCGUUUUCGUCUUCCAAGUAGGGUUAGAAUGUAUUUUGUUUAGGAUUUCGAUAACAUGCGAACGUUUGCUGGCACAACAUGGCAAAUCGAACGUUUUUCAUAAUGAUU